Messenger RNA from Daucus carota subsp. sativus, 1119 nucleotides. RefSeq names its product peroxidase 10. The record is from RefSeq and is a predicted model, not a curated record. Gene Ontology annotation, molecular function: peroxidase activity; heme binding. Bases 47 to 1018 code for a protein of 323 amino acids. The transcript is spliced from 4 exons. Gene Ontology annotation, biological process: hydrogen peroxide catabolic process; response to oxidative stress. NCBI's taxonomy places the organism in Eukaryota, Viridiplantae, Streptophyta, Magnoliopsida, Apiales, Apiaceae.
CAAAGUUCUGCAUUACAGUAAGAAAAUCAUCUCAUUUUCGAGAAAUAUGGCUCAUGCAUUCUUGCCUUACCUUGUUAUUGCCUUUCUAUUGGCUAUAGUUUCCAAUGGCCAACUUGAUUACAAUUAUUACGAUGACUCUUGCCCGAAUUUACCUAUAGUUGUUAGGAACAAUGUCUGGACAGCUUACAGGAACGACACCCGAAUUGCUGCAUCUUUGCUUCGGUUGCAUUUUCAUGAUUGUUUCGUUAAUGGCUGUGAUGGUUCUGUUCUUCUUGAUGGCACAGCUCAUUUCAAAGGAGAGAAGAAUGCAGGGCCUAACCGAAACUCAAUUAGAGGACUCGAUAUCAUUGAUAAAAUAAAAAACGAUUUAGAAAGAGAUUGUCCCUCGACGGUUUCUUGUGCUGACAUAUUAACUCUUGCAGCUAGAGAAGCUGUCAUUUCGGCAGGAGGACCUUAUUGGGAAGUUUCCUUAGGCCGCAGAGAUGGAUUAACCUCACUCAUGAAAGCAGCAAAUGCUAAUUUACCAUCGCCAUUUGAGCCUCUGGAUAAAAUCAUUGCUAAAUUUACGUCGAAUGGUCUUGAUAUAAAAGAUGUUGUAGUCCUCUCAGGUGCACAUACUAUAGGCUAUGCUCAAUGCUUCACAUUCAAGAGAAGGCUAUUUAACUUCAAAAGUUCUGGCAAGCCUGAUCCGACACUCGAUCCAUCACUACUGACAGAUUUGCAAGAAAAUUGUCCUAAUGUAGAUGGAUCAAACAACAAGCUGAAUCCACUAGACACUUCUACAACUGAAAUGUUCGAUAACACGUACUAUCAAAACCUUGUGAACAAUUAUGGUCUUCUGGAAUCUGAUCAGGCCUUAAUGGCAAACGAAGAGACUGCUGAAAUGGUGAAUGAAUAUAGUAUGUACCCUUAUCUGUUUGCAAGAGACUUUGCAGCAUCUAUGGUAAAACUCGGAAAUAUUGGAGUUAUUACAGGUCAAGAAGGACAGAUUAGGAAGAAGUGUGCUUCUGUUAACUAGGUCUUUGCUUGUACUGAUGAUGUGUUGGCCGUGAAACUUGUACAACAUUGGAGUUAUUGUGAAACCAUGGAUAUAUUGGCAAUAAAGUACUCGUUGGAUCU